AUGGAGCCAGCACUUGCUGAGGAGCAUCAGAGCUAUCCAAGCGAUACUCCAUCUCUAGCUACACCUCCUACCAAGGUCAAGCGAACAAGAAGGUCAAAGAAGUCCAUGGCUGCUGCCGCCGCUGCUGCUGUUGCCUCAGCCGCCCAGCAAACUAUAGUACCCUCAGUCAACGAGUCACCACCAAUCAUUCAACAUGUUCAACUAACAAGCGAGUUGAUGAUGGAGACGCCUGCACAGACAAGACGUAGAUCGUUGGCAGAACAACUUAAACAGAAUGCUUUGGCAGCGGCAGCAAAGAAACAGAUGGAGAGGUCAAAGUACUUGGUGUCAUCAAUUGGAAUUGAUGAAGCGGGCAAGGGUGCUGUACUGGGGCCUUUGGUCAUCGCCGCAGUAUCACUCAAUGAACAAGCCGAGCAUCAUCUCAGAGCGAUGGGCGUGAUGGACAGCAAAAGAUUGUCACCAGCACGACGCGAACAACUAUACGAGGUGAUCAAGGAGCAUGCACUAUACACCACCAUCUACCUGUUGGAGGCUCGCGACAUUGACCGGAUGCGUCAAACAAAGACCCUCAACCAGAUUGAGACCGAGAUCUUCCUUGAACUGAUCCAGCGCUCGGCAGACUAUCUCAAGGAGAACUAUAACGCUGCCGGUGUGCUGGCGACAAAGACUGCCACUACCACAGCAAUGGAUAUGAAUGAGCAUCAAGAGGAGGCCAUGGCCUCCAUGAAGGAGGGCUGGCGAUUCACUGUUCAGCUGGACAGUUUGGAGCGCAACAAUGUCAAGUUUGCGCAACCCUUUGUCAGGCAAUACCCUUCGCCAGAGUUUGAUAUUAUAUGCGAGACAAAGGCCGAUGACAAGUAUAUUGCUACGUCGGCCGCAUCGAUAAUUGCCAAGGUUGAGCGUGACCGUGCCAUCGCGGCGUUGCAAGAGAAGCUUCAGACACCAAUUGGAUGUGGAUAUCCUAGCGAUCCUGUCACUAUCUCUUUCAUCGAACAUUAUCACAAGACACACAAUAGCGAUCAUCAAGAUGUGCGACUGACUUGGAAGACGUUGACAAGCAAGCGCAACAAGGUGGUAAUAGCUCCAUUGUCAAUGGAUGGGGAUGGUGCCACGUCGACGUCCAUCACUCUUGAAGAGACCAAUGCCAAUGCCAUGGCCAAGACCAAAGCAAUUCAAGACGUUCAGAAAGAGAUGCAAACAACGUUGCAAACGAUGGAGCGGGCUACAUCAGAGGCCAAUCUUAACAAAGAUAACAACACACUGCAAAGCGAGUCUAACGACCAGUUCACAAUCAUACUCAAGUCGAUACAGCGCGACAUGUCAUCAGUCAGCAAGUCGAUCGAGCUGUUGGUUGAGCUGAUACGCAACCAGGAUAACAACAACAACAAGCGCAAAUGA
This is a messenger RNA of Acytostelium subglobosum LB1, 1398 nucleotides long. RefSeq lists its product as hypothetical. Gene Ontology annotation, molecular function: RNA binding; RNA-DNA hybrid ribonuclease activity. Gene Ontology annotation, cellular component: ribonuclease H2 complex. The transcript has a single exon. The coding region runs from base 1 to 1398 and encodes 465 amino acids. The record is from RefSeq and is a predicted model, not a curated record. Gene Ontology annotation, biological process: DNA replication, removal of RNA primer; mismatch repair. NCBI's taxonomy places the organism in Eukaryota, Evosea, Eumycetozoa, Acytosteliales, Acytosteliaceae.